ACCUAACCCGACAGGCCCACCUUCAUUCUCUGUUACUUCUCUACUCCCUCUCAGUCUCAAUCUCUCUCUCAAAGUCUCAAACUUUGAAAUUCCCAAAACCCUUUGGGGUGUGGAGCUCACAGAUCGCCUUGUAUUCCAGGUUCAUUGUGUUUCUGUAUCUGGUAAAGACUGCUGCAGAAGAGAUUGACCUUGCAUUGGUGAUGGUGGAUGCGUGGUGGUCCCUGUUAGCUGCUAUCCCUGCAGUGGUUGCAGGACAAGCAUAUCGGGUCAAGAAAAGGCGCGCUGAAGAGCAGAGAUUAAAGAGUGCUAGGGGAAGGGAGAAGAGUUCUGAUGAGAUUUUUGUCUGUGAGAGGGUAUGCACAUCAAAGAGAAUGCUCAAAAAGGUAGGUGCGUUCUCAAAGGACCCUAUUCCUGAUACGUGUGUUACUGUAUGUGGUGUCUCUGAGCUCGAUGCAUGCGCUGAUGCAUGUGCGCGCACUGUUUGCGUGAACCAACACCAAGUGCCCAACUGGAAUGACAUCUGCCUUCGGAGAUGCCAGAGUGAAUGUCUAAAACUCUCUUCCUCCAGUUCUUCGUAGGACGUUCUAUUUUGAUUUGAAAGAGAGGUGUGUAUAACAAGUUGAGUUAUCAUAGUGUUGUCAGCCACUCCCAUUUCUGAUAUGUAUUUUCUGAUUGCGGAUGUCAUUGAAUUGGUUAUCAAUAUUAAGCUUACAAGCAUGAACUAGGUAUUGGUGCUGCAUUUA
Messenger RNA from Rosa chinensis, 743 nucleotides. RefSeq lists its product as uncharacterized. The coding region runs from base 201 to 578 and encodes 125 amino acids. The transcript has 2 exons. The record is from RefSeq and is a predicted model, not a curated record. NCBI's taxonomy places the organism in Eukaryota, Viridiplantae, Streptophyta, Magnoliopsida, Rosales, Rosaceae.